AUGCAUCAUUAGAACAUUACUUAUAUAUUCAUUAAAUUGAAUACUACAGCUUUUUUAAAGUAAGGAUUAUACUCAAUAUUUGGUGUGGUCGCCACAUUCAAAUUUACAUUGGUUGUGCAUAAAUUUUACUUCACCCAACCAUUAUUCCAAGUUUUAUUCNUUACAUUUGAAUAGAUUUGAUGAAUGUUAAGCUAGUUAUAAUAUUGCCAUAUAAAAAAGCAACAAUAAACCAGAAUUAUAUGCAGAAAAAGGUAAGUAUAUUUAAUAACUUUAAAGCUAAUGCAUUAAGAAUACAAAAAAAAUCCAAAGAAGCUUUGAUUUAAUAUGAUAAGGCUAUAGAGUUGGAUUCUUAAUAGCCUAGUUUUCAUUCAGGAAAAGGUUGUAUUCCUUUUCAUAAAUUUAGCUCAUACUUUACAAGAAAUGAAUCGGUUUUAAGAGGCUUUAUUAGAAUGGUAAAAAGCAAUCGAUUUAGAGCCUUCUAAUUCUAAUUAUUAUUCUGGAAGAGGUGAAACUAAUCUUUUUAUUUUAGCAUAUACUUUAAGACAACUGAAUCGUAAUGAAGAAGCCAUCAUAUCCUAUAACUUAGCUAUUUAAAGGAAUCCUGAAAACUAUGAGCAUCACUCAGGAAAAGGUUAGAUUAAUAAUUUUGAAAUAAGGCUAUUCGCUAAGAUAAUUGCUAAGACAUUUAGAAGCCAUAGAUUCUUUCGAUUUGGCAAUAAGCAUCAAUGCUGACGAUGCAUAUCUGUAUGCAUAAAAAGGUUUGAGCAAUCAUAAACUAAAAAUUAGGCCUUGCCUUAAGAGAGAUGAUUCGCUAUCCAGAAGCUUUGAAAUGUUUUGAAUAAGCUAUUGAAAAAAAUCCAGAAGAUUAUGAGUACUUCAUUCAUAAAGGUUUUCUUACAACUUAUGAAUUAGCUGACACUUUAAGAUUCAUGAAUAAAUCUAAGGAAGCUCUGGAUUCUUAUAAUUAGGCUAUUCUAAGAUUUCCUAGAGAUGAGAGAAUUUACGGAGCAAAAGGUAAACUAACCUAAUACUCUUCUAUAGCAUAAGCAUUACGUCUUCAGAAAAAUUAUGAUGAAGCUCUGAAAUGCUUUGAUAAAGCAAUUGAAAUGAAUCCACAAAAUUCAAGUUUCUAUGCAGGAAGAGGUUAAUACUAAUUGAUACCAAAUUAGGUGACACUUUAAGAGAUAUGAAUCGUUAUUAGGAUUGCUUAAAAUAUUUUGAUCAAGCAAUACACUGUAAUCCUGAAAAUUCAUUUUAUUAUGGAGCAAAAGGUAUAAAAUAUUGAAUAUUCCAAGCGGAUGCAUUACGACACCUCAAUCAAUUUGAUGAAGCAUUAAAAUAUGCCAACUUGGCUAUAAAUUGGAAUCCAAAUAUAGCUGAUAAUUAUGAGCUAAAAGGUAAAUCAUUAAUUGGCAAAUACUAGCAAACAUUUUAAAAUUCUAACUCAAAAUUAAUGAGGCUUUGAAGUAUUUUGAUGAGGCAAUCAAAAGAAAUCCUGAAUGUUCCAAAUACUAUGCAGAAAAAGGUAUACUAUCUUAAUUAAUAAUAAUUUCAGCUGACACUUUACGAGCAGUUAAUAGAAAUGAAGAAGCCUUGAAAUCUUGUGAAAUUGCUCUUAAUAAAGAACCAUAUAACCACAAUUAUAUUUUAAUUAAAAGUAUAAAUGAAUAUAUUUUCUUAGUGAUUACACUAUUAUAGAUGUGUCGUUGGAAAGAAUCAUCAGAAUAAUAUAAAAUAUUAUAAUACCUCUGUCCAAAUUAGGAAUUUCUGAAUCAAAUAAAUAGUAAAUAUAAAAAUAUAUUUUUAGGUAAUAUAAUAGUAUAAAUGCAAUAAUUUAAUGAACGCUAUGGUCAAUGA
Paramecium octaurelia is the source of this 1857-nucleotide messenger RNA. The record is from the annotation of a GenBank genome assembly. NCBI's taxonomy places the organism in Eukaryota, Ciliophora, Oligohymenophorea, Peniculida, Parameciidae.